CUAUAGACGCAGGUUUGCUAGGGUUGCGUUUUCUUCUUCGCCUCCUUCGACGACGUUCCUUCCUGUCGGAUCUGAAGUCACACCUCCUCGCCGUUCUUCUGUUGGAUCGGAAGGAACAAAGACUACGGGAGCUUGCUCGUUGCGGAGGCAGCGAUCUUUCUUCCUUUCGCGCGCUUCUUCGGCCAAAUCCCGUAAAUCAGCCGAACUACGGAUUUAGUAAAUCCGGGAUUUACAGGAAAAAGAGGGAAACGGAGGAUUUAACUUGCUGUGAAAUUUAACAGUUCCCUUAGCUUAAAUCCUGCUCAAAUCCGGCAUCAAUCCUGUAUCCAAACAGCUCCUUCAGGUUUGCUUCAUCCCUCCUACUACCCUUUUACCCCAAUUUCUCUGAAACCUAGGGAUUCAUUUCCCGACCCAGAAGAAAGCGAUUGAGAGAUGGGAGGGCACGGAGGUCUCAACAUCCUUCCGCAGAAGAAGUGGAACGUCUACAACUAUGAGAAUCGCGAGAAGGUUCGGCUGGACGAAGAGGCCGCCGCCCGCGAAGAGCAGCUCAAGCGGGAGCAGUCUCUCCGCCGAGAUUUGGAAUUCCGCAUCGAGAGACUCCGACAAGCUCGAGGAUUGCCUAAUUCUACGUCCGUACUUUCUUCCUCGAAAUCUUCCACCGUUGAAGCCGAUUCCCGCCACAUUAAUCUUUUCGACGGCCUGAAGGGCCUAUCCUCCCUUGUUGACGUUGAGGAGGGUGGUCAAAGCGGGAUGAAACAGGCAAGGGAAGUGACGGAGGAUGCGGGUUCGAAGAGCGGUAAGAAGAGAAAGAGGGAGGAUGCCCCUGUUAAGGUGCCGCCGGAGGAUGAGAAGUACAAGCUGGGGUAUGGCCUGGUUGGGAAGGGUGUGGAGGCUCCUUGGUACGCUUCCAAGCCCUCGUUUUUAUCAUCUGAUGAUUUGGAAGAGGGUGCCGAUGGCAGGAGGUCUUUUGAGGCUGGCGUGAAUGGAGCGGGGAAGAAGAGUGGAGGGCGAAAGACGAUGGAGGAAUUGAGGGAAGAGCGGAUGAGGAGGGAGAAGAAAGAAAAGGAAAGAGAGAGGUCGCUUCUUGCUUCUUUGGGGAGAAAACGUGAUGACCGAGGGUUUUCUAGGAGGAGGGCGUAAGUUGUGAACCGAGAAGAAGGCAGCCUUAGUAGUUGAUGUUUUCUUUGCCCGUCUCCUGCUAAUGGGCUUAUUUUGUUUCAGAUGCCAUUUCUCGAUCAAUUGCAUGCAAAUUUUUAGCUUUUCAAUUUAGUUAAAAUUUCUGAGAAAGUUCAGAGCUUGCUUUAGGUCCCUCAUUAUUGCUUGUAAGUAAAAUACGAGGGACAUGUAGUCAGUUCUAUGAAGGAUACAAGCCCCUUGAUCAAUUCUUAAUGUUGACCUAGAUGUAUUUAUUUCAUCCAAAAUGUUGAGACCUAACUAACACUGAGAGCUUGAGGCAACUUUUAUGUCUGCUAUUUGUAAAUGUGCUAUUAUUUUUGCCUUCUACAA
This is a messenger RNA of Dendrobium catenatum, 1506 nucleotides long. Its product is annotated as leukocyte receptor cluster member 1 homolog. The transcript has 2 exons. Lineage: Eukaryota; Viridiplantae; Streptophyta; Magnoliopsida; Asparagales; Orchidaceae. The record is from RefSeq and is a predicted model, not a curated record. The coding region runs from base 433 to 1140 and encodes 235 amino acids.